AUGUCUGAUCCCGAAAGAAAGCCCUUCACUGAUCAAAUCAAGGAGAAAGUAACUCCUGACUCCUCCAAGUCUACUGUCGACAAGGCUAAGGAACAACUUACUGGUGCCUACGACAAGGUCGCCAAGAACUUUACCUCUGAUGACAAUAAAAGCUCUACUCAAGAUGCUCACGACAAGAUCAGUCGUCUUGUCGAUGACAAGAAGUAA
This is a messenger RNA of Schizosaccharomyces osmophilus, 207 nucleotides long. It is a transcript of the gene hsp9, whose product is annotated as plasma membrane heat shock protein Hsp9. The record is from RefSeq and is a predicted model, not a curated record. Bases 1 to 207 code for a protein of 68 amino acids. NCBI's taxonomy places the organism in Eukaryota, Fungi, Ascomycota, Schizosaccharomycetes, Schizosaccharomycetales, Schizosaccharomycetaceae. The transcript has a single exon.